CAAACGCCAUCAAGUCAGAGACUUUAACUGUAACACAGAGGCUCUUACACACAGGAUCUGACCACAGAUCAGACCCAGAGAGACUGGUCUGUCCUCCUGCCUCGGAAUACUUACCGGUAUUUCACCAAAGGCAGAGGGUGGUUCAUUCCCAUGGAGAUGGUGAUGGUGACUCGUUAGAAACUGGCGGUGAUGAUCCGUCUUGUUCUUACGCUACAGAGAUGGACCCUGGCAACAUGCCCUUUGGUUUAGAGACCCAGACUGAUCUGUCUAGAGGGGACUGGAACCGGUACAGUUGUAGUGUAUACUCUGAAGGGUGCCUAGAUAAGAAAGGGGAGGUUAUAGUGGUGGAUGAGGUGACUGUGAAAGUGGAGGGUGACACUCCUCCCACAUUGAAUGCAGAUUGUCACCUAGGAGAUGGACACUCCCAGGGCAGAGAUUUCUUAGAUUACAGGGGAUGCUUAGAGACAAAUACAAAUUUUGUGACCCACUCCCCUUUACACAGGUUCUGGGAUCGCGACUCCGUGUCAACGUCGAUGGCAUCUUCUGAUGUUCUUUUAGAUCAGGUAUUGAAGUCAAAUGACGAGGCUAGAGCCCAGACUCAGGCAGGGGGAGCAACAUCAGGCAAUAGUAAAGAGAAACGGUUCCUCUGCAUGUUCUGUAACAAAAACUUCAACUGCCCCCAGAAUUUGGAGAUCCACCAGAGGGUCCACACAGGGAAGAAACCCUUCAGCUGUACCCAGUGUCACAUGCACUUUGCCCAGGCUGGCAACCUAAAGAUCCACCAGAGGGUUCACACAGGAGAGAAGCCCUUCAGCUGUACCCAGUGUCACAUGCACUUCACUGAGGCUGGCAGCCUGAAGAGGCACCAGAGGGUCCACACAGGGGAGAAAUUAUUCAGCUGUACCCACUGUCAUAUGCGCUUCGCCCAGGCUGGCAACCUAAAGAGGCACCAGAGGGUCCACACAGGGGAGAAAUCAUACAGCUGCCCCCAGUGUGAGAAGAGGUUCUCCCGCCAACACCAGCUGAAGAUGCACCUAAAGGUCCACACGUGAGAGAGGCUGUUUGCCUGUACUCAUUGCGGAAAGAGGUUCUCAGAGAGGAGCUUCCUCAGGAUGCACCAGCAGAAAAACCUUUCCACUCAUAAAAUGGAAAGCAACCAUCCCACUCAAUAGCUUUUGACAUUUAGUUCAAACCCUGCAGUAAAGACAGAGAUGAAUUGUCAUUGUUGUCAGCAGAAAAUAUCCACAGAUGCAUUUGGAAUAAUGAGAGUAACAGAUUUCAGUGUUGAAUAUUCCAGGGUAAAAUAUUACAUCCAGACAUUGUGUGAUACAAGGCAUAUAUACUGAACAAAAAUAUAAACGCAACAUACAAAGUGUUGUUUUAUGUUUUACGAGCUGAAAUUUUGUGCACACAUUUGUUUACAUCCCUGUUAGUGGGCAUUUCUUCUUUGCCAAGAUAAUCCAUCCACUUGGCAGGUGUGGCAUAUCAAGAAGCUGAUUAAACAGCACAAUCAUUACACAUGUGCACCUUGUGCUGGGGACAAUAAAAUGCCACUAAUCUGUGCAGUUUUGUCACACAACACAAUGCCACAGAUGUCCCACGUUGAGGGAGCAUGCAAUUGGCAUGCUGAUUGCAAGAAUGUCCACCCGAGCUGUUGCCAGAGAAUUGAAUGUUCAUUUCUCUACCAUAAACUGUCUCAAACGUCAUUUUAGAGAAUUUGGCAGUACAACUGGCCUCACAACCUGCAGACCAUGUGUAACCAUGCCAGCCCUGGACCUCCACAUACGUCUAAUUCACCUGCGGGAUCGUCUGAGACAGGCCAUUCAUUUGAAAUCCAUAGAUUAUGGCCUAAUAAAUGUAUUUCAAUUGACUGAUUUCCUUAAAUGAACUGUAACUCAGUGAAAUCGUUGAAAUAGUUAGGUGCGUUUUAUAUUUUUGUCUCUUACAUAUUGUGUUUGUAUUGUACUGCCUAUAUGAUGUUCACAAAUGCCUGUUUCAUUACUUCCGUUCAGCUACUUUCCUUUUUUUCCCAAGACACUUUUAAUGAGAAAAUGUAUGCAGUUUAUCAAGUUCAUGCAGAUUGUUGUUGAGACAUACAUGUAUGUGGGAUUUUCAUAUGGAUGUUUAAUAAACACAA
Messenger RNA from Oncorhynchus masou masou (cherry salmon), 2137 nucleotides. Its product is annotated as gastrula zinc finger protein XlCGF8.2DB-like. The record is from RefSeq and is a predicted model, not a curated record. Gene Ontology annotation, biological process: regulation of transcription by RNA polymerase II. Gene Ontology annotation, cellular component: nucleus. Lineage: Eukaryota; Metazoa; Chordata; Actinopteri; Salmoniformes; Salmonidae. The transcript has a single exon. Gene Ontology annotation, molecular function: RNA polymerase II cis-regulatory region sequence-specific DNA binding; DNA-binding transcription factor activity, RNA polymerase II-specific. The coding region runs from base 219 to 1052 and encodes 277 amino acids.